This is a messenger RNA of Carassius auratus (goldfish), 1918 nucleotides long. Its product is annotated as telomere repeats-binding bouquet formation protein 1-like. The coding region runs from base 216 to 1595 and encodes 459 amino acids. The record is from RefSeq and is a predicted model, not a curated record. Gene Ontology annotation, biological process: meiotic attachment of telomere to nuclear envelope; homologous chromosome pairing at meiosis. NCBI's taxonomy places the organism in Eukaryota, Metazoa, Chordata, Actinopteri, Cypriniformes, Cyprinidae. The transcript is spliced from 14 exons.
GCGGGAUUGUGAAGUUUUUCCGUUGAAAUGUCGUUGGUCUUUAACAUUAAUAAUUCUGGCAUCAUCAACAAUAUUUAAAGUUUCUUUUAUAAUUUUUUUUAGGAUUGGGUCGUAUAUAAAUUGUAGCCAACCAAACCCUACUGUCUGAAGGUAUUCAAGGAUAUAGUGAUACCUUAACUGUGUUGGUGAAAAGGAUGGUUUAAUGAGUACAAAAAAUGGAAGCUACCAAGACAGAUUUGCGUCUGUUACUGGAAUGUCUAAAAUACCAGAUGAAAUGGCCUGGAUCACAGAAACAAGCUCUUCUCACUAUCAUCUCAAUCUGCAAACAAAACGGUCAGUAUGUGGAGUUCUUUAGAGAGAUUGGGGGAAUUACCUUCAUCUAUAACCUGUCAAAGUCCAGCACUUUCUCUCAGGUUAAAGAGACUGCUCUAUUUACACUUGCAUCCUUGGCUGAAUUACAUGAGAGCGUUAAGCAGUCACUGUGCAGAGAGGAGACGUUUUGUGACUUAGCACAGCAUCUGGAACAGAAAAUGCCUCUGACGGAAAAAAGAGUAGCAGUGUACAUGCUGUCUGUAUUGGUUUCCAACAACAGAUGUGGACAGACUCUUGCUAAGACCUCCAGGUGUAUCGAAACCUUGCUCAAUUUGUUCAGGCAUAAUUUUCCAGAUCCUAACGCAUCUUAUGAGCAGCUACAGUUGUGGGCCACUGUGUCUAGUGCUCUCUGCGGCUCUGUCAACAAUCCUCAGAAUGAAGAGAAUCAGAACACAUGUAUGCAUGUGUUUCCCCUGGUGAAGACCUGGCUGCAGGAAGUGGCAUUGCCCAGGGCAGAGCUGGCACAGCCUAUAUGCUCAUUUAUUGGCAUGACUGUUGCAAACAAUCCUUGUGCUCAGCAGUAUUUUGUGUCAGUGGGAGGCCUAGAUUCACUCUCAGAAACUCUUACAAGAGUUUUGUCUCAGUCGGCACACAGUGCUCCUGCUUGUAAGGUGGCCAUAGUAAUCACUAAAACACUGUCUGCUUGCAUCUCGAACAACGAGCAGUUGGUGCCUUCUUUAUCAAAGUCGAUGGUCAUCCCAGGACUGCUGUGUCUGUUGUCCAGCCCAAACCUUGACCCACAGGACCAGCUCGCUGUGGUGUUGACGAUUGGACACCUCACAGAUGCCUGUGUAGAGCAUCAAUCUCAGUUGUUGUCGACAGGAGGUUUGCCUAUUAUGAUUUCUCUGCUCACUGAGGCUAGUGAUGAAGAGGUUAGAAAGGCAGCCAUGUUCGUCCUGCACACCUGCAAGAGAAUCACUGAAUCAUUAGGCGCAGGCAUGUCAACAAUGAGUCUAGAGGAGAGUGACAUGAAGAGUCACUGGCAGUCCGCCGGAGAAAUCCUCCAGAGAAUACAGCUCCUAGAGAAAAAGAUUGGUGUGAAACUGUGGGAAAGAGACACCGAAAUCCAGCAGCCCAGCAAUCAGAAGUUAGCCUCAUCUGUGGAAUGUAAAGAGGCAUGGUGGGAAGGUUCUGUGAUGCGAAAGGUGAAAGGUUACCAUCGAGUAUGUGGGGAGUUACACACAACCCCUGCAGGAACUCUAGAACGACCAAAUCCCAAAUGAAAUACCAUACAGUAAAGAGAACUUGCAGUGUGUCAGACUGAAGAGUGUUUGAGUCCUGCCCAAGUCACUCACUUCGAAGGCCCUAGCUGGGAAAAAGGCAACAAGAGAGGGCAUGAACUAAUGAGAGAGAAUGAGAGGAAUAUUGAGAGAACUGGCAACCAAGAGACAAGCACACAGGGAUGUGUGAAAAAGAGAGACAUGGAGAGGAAAUUACAGUCUGAAAGAGGGGCAAAGAGAUUAAAAAUUAUAUAUCAAGACUCAGAUGAAGAUGGCCAAAAACGUUUACAGCACUGCAGCACACCAACAGAGGGCGGCAGAGAUAC